AUGGAUGUAAUGUUUGCUCAUCAGCAGUCGAGCUUGAAUCCGAAUGCCCCGAUGUUCGUCCCCAUGGCUUACCAGGCGGUGGAGGACUUCUCCGAUCAGUGGUGGUCACUCAUCCAAUCCUCCGCCUGGUUCCGCGACUACUGGCUCCAGGAGCGCUACCAGGAUCCCCAAUUCGACUUCUUCCUCCCCGACGAAUACUUUAGGACACAAUUGUCAUAUCGAAUACUUUAG
This is a messenger RNA of Linum tenue, 231 nucleotides long. NCBI's taxonomy places the organism in Eukaryota, Viridiplantae, Streptophyta, Magnoliopsida, Malpighiales, Linaceae. The record is from the annotation of a GenBank genome assembly.